This is a messenger RNA of Nothobranchius furzeri (turquoise killifish), 689 nucleotides long. It is a transcript of the gene cript, whose product is annotated as cysteine-rich PDZ-binding protein. The record is from RefSeq and is a predicted model, not a curated record. Gene Ontology annotation, cellular component: dendrite. Gene Ontology annotation, molecular function: microtubule binding; PDZ domain binding. Gene Ontology annotation, biological process: cytoplasmic microtubule organization. NCBI's taxonomy places the organism in Eukaryota, Metazoa, Chordata, Actinopteri, Cyprinodontiformes, Nothobranchiidae.
AUCACAGAAGAUGUUACUCGUUAAAGCAACCAAUGAAACCUGUCAUUUGAAAUGCCUCAGCUGACCGGACGUUUACAUUAGCAAAGCAAGCUAAAGCUUACAAACGAUCAUUUCUACUGCGUCAUUCGACACACCGCAAAGAUGGUCUGUGAAAAGUGCGAGAAGAAACUGGGAAAAGUAAUUACCCCCGACACUUGGAAGGACGGAGCACGGAAUACAACAGAGAGUGGAGGACGUAAGCUAAAUGAGAACAAGAUUUUGACAUCCAAAAAAGCCAGGUUUGACCCUUACAGCAAGACUGGCUUCGCAAUCUGCAGGAUCUGCAAAAGCUCAGUUCAUCAGGCUGGAUCUCACUACUGCCAGGGCUGCGCUUACAAGAAAGGGAUCUGUGCAAUGUGUGGAAAGAAAGUUUUGGACACCAAGAACUACAGACAGACCUCUGUGUGACAUGACAUCGUGCUGGUCCGACAACCGGUCAAAGUGAGAAUCGGACAGAAAUAAAUUUGGUGAUGGCUUCGUCUUCUUUUAAUACAGUUCAUGACAUUAUUCUGGAGACAUUUUCGUAGCCACACACACUCGAACACUCAAAGUCGCAGCUUUUGCUUGCUCUGUAUAUUUUCCUUUCUAGAACCUUGCUAACUGUUUUAAAUGUAUAUUGUGUUUGAAUUAAAGCUUCCAGUCGGAGGAAA